This is a messenger RNA of Mercenaria mercenaria, 872 nucleotides long. RefSeq lists its product as uncharacterized. The record is from RefSeq and is a predicted model, not a curated record. The transcript has 5 exons. The coding region runs from base 477 to 872 and encodes 131 amino acids. NCBI's taxonomy places the organism in Eukaryota, Metazoa, Mollusca, Bivalvia, Venerida, Veneridae.
AUAACUUUGCUCAGACGUCUAAGCAUUUAUAUUUCUCACCUAAUUAUCGACUCAGUAUGUGAAUUUACGUGUAGCAAUUUAAAUUGUAUUAUUUUGAUUCUGAAAUGUCUUUUAUAUAAAGUAGCAGAUCAUAUGUGGUUGCACUCUUUCUCGUUGCCGGUAUGUCGCGAAAUAACAUGUCGACGAGACGUUCGUUACAAUUGUCGUGUUUUAACAAAAAUAUCCAUGAACACUUUAUUAUAUCAUUUUGUGAAAAGUACACAAAUUUUAAUUGGGGCUUUAUGACACAAGUUUUUACACAUGAAAACUGAUCUUUACAUAGACUGCACCAGACCGCUUGUGAUACAGAGAGUGGUGUUCGUAAAUUAGGUCUUGAUAUUUCAAUAAAGGUGCCUGGUCAACCCGAUAUCAAUGUGAAGAAGACUGUCAAAGCAAACACAGACGAUACAAGACAUCCAGAUAGAGACCACACCUGCAUGAAAUCAACGGACAAGUGUACCUGCAUUCUGCAGGAGCAGACAGUAUAUCUAGACAAUUGUUGGUUGACUGUUCCCGAGCAAUCAUAUCUAUCUUCAGCCAGUGCUACUGUGAACGUUCUUGCCUAUAACCAGACUAUGCUGACCAGCAGUAUCAGUUUUGAGAUUCCGUCUGUCACCAAAUUAACAGGACUUGAAAGAUAUAAUGGUCCAAAGACGGUCAGAGUGGAAAAUGUGCAGAUCGGAAGUUUCCUGAUUGUAAAGGACUUCCCGAAAAAGAUGUCGUGUUAUGCGUUACAGACAGACAUCAUUAUAAUCUUUUAUAAAUGGAAUGCUGAUGGCACCAUAGAAGUGGUAACGCACACAGUACUAGUUUUCCUUGUUUGCAUUCUUUAG